This is a messenger RNA of Quercus lobata, 1221 nucleotides long. RefSeq lists its product as uncharacterized. NCBI's taxonomy places the organism in Eukaryota, Viridiplantae, Streptophyta, Magnoliopsida, Fagales, Fagaceae. The record is from RefSeq and is a predicted model, not a curated record. Bases 136 to 1056 code for a protein of 306 amino acids. The transcript is spliced from 2 exons.
UUCUUGUUUGGUGUUGGAAUUCCGGGCACUUUGAAUGGGGAAAGAGGUAGGAUUCGUAGGAAGCUUCUAACCUAGUGGAUGACUGACUGAGUCUGUGGGCUGCUAUGAUGCAUCUGAUCUGGUUGCUUCUUAAGCAUGGGGAAGCAACUCUCAGUGAUAAUAUGGCUAAUUGUAUUCCAACUCCUUUUUUCAACUGGGUAUGGCGACUAUGGUCGUACACCCACUGGGACUAGAAGUUCUUCUGGUGGAUUCAAUUCGGAGGAGGCUAGUCGAGAUGCUUAUGCGGCCCUAAAAAGUAAUCGUUUCCCUGAUUCAUCAGCUCUUAGAAGAUCUGAUAGAGCGGAUGUGGAUGUGGAUUCAAAUUCAAUCCUGGAGUUCAAUGAGCCUGUUGGUCUACAAGCGGAAGCCCAAGAUGGUGGGGUGAUGAUGCUGCCAAACUUUAAUGGUGAAAGGGAUGAUGAAAAUAGUGAGGUAUAUGUUAAAGUUCGAAGGAUAAGGUUCUCAAGCGGUGCCCAAGAUGUAGUUAGUUACGGAAUAUUGUCAAGUCUGUUGGCUGUUUCACACUCUGAAGUUCCUGGCUUGGAAAGCGGAAGCCGAAGGUUAUCAUUAUCAAGUGGUGCCCUCGAUGUAGUUGCUUACGGAAUAUGGUCAAGUCUGUGGGCUGUUACAGACUCUGAAGUUCCUGACUUGGAAAGAGGAAGGCCAAGGUGGUCAACCCCAGGAGCUGGUACAUCCUCUCAAGUAGAGAAAAGGUCGAAUCAGAGGCUUAUUGAAUUAGGUUUUGCAAUUCUUCUCGGAUCAAUUACUGCUAUUGUUUCCAUCGAUGUUGGUGAGAUAUCAUCUCUAAACAGAUUUAUAUUGAAUUGUGUAUUGGUUAUAAGCAUAGUGGCUUUUGUUUCUCUCACGGCAGCCUUCAUGACUCUCUCAUCAACUCCUUCUACUGAUACUCAUACAACCCACACUGCUAACACAAUUUUGGCCAGGCUAGGAUUCGCUGCUAGUGCUUUUGGGUUCAUAUUAGUGAUAGCUAUGGGCCUCCCAGACAAACUGCUUUAGGUCAUCGUCCUGGCUUUAAUUGCUCUAGUGUUCAUAUUUGUCAAAACUUGUUUGUAUUUAAUUAGGUAUAUAUGUAUUGUGUUGACACAAGUAAAUGUUUAUUUUUGUUUUUUGAAAUGUUAAGGGACACUUAGAGGCUAUAUCAUGUGUAUAUGCUUUUCCUUU